This is a messenger RNA of Sander lucioperca (pikeperch), 1270 nucleotides long. Its product is annotated as protein FAM107B. The transcript is spliced from 4 exons. Gene Ontology annotation, biological process: regulation of actin cytoskeleton organization; actin filament polymerization; actin filament bundle assembly. The record is from RefSeq and is a predicted model, not a curated record. Bases 168 to 647 code for a protein of 159 amino acids. Gene Ontology annotation, cellular component: synapse; neuron projection; stress fiber. Lineage: Eukaryota; Metazoa; Chordata; Actinopteri; Perciformes; Percidae.
GCAGGAGCUAGGGCUCCACACCAGGUCCUUGGGUGCUGCCCUCCAUCAAGCCUUUUCAUGUACUGAGAACCACCUCAGCUGCCCCUUUCUUCUGUCUCUGCCCAAACCAUCCCCUCCCUGGACCAAGCUUCUUAUUCCAACUGAGUACACCUCAACCACAGACCACCAUGGCUCUCAAUGCUUCAAUUCCUAACAGCAAUAAUCACACACAUAUCGAGAUCCAGCUGGCUUCCAAAAGCCGGGUGAUAAGCAACACACAUCCACAGAGCAAAAAUCAUAGAGAUAAUGUAGUCAAAGCUGAAGACUCUUCAGGUCAGCCAAACCCCAUUAAGGCUUCAAGGACUCACAACGAGCUUCACAAGGAACUGCUACUGGCCCACAAGAGGGGUCUGGCGCUGAGCAGCAGGUCAGAACUCCAGCAAGUGCUGGAGAGGAGGAAGAGGGUACAGAGUGGCCAGGAAGAGGAGGGACAGAGCAGGACUUCUCUGGAGGAUGUGCUGCUCAGACGUCAGCUGAAACAACUUGAGAGGGAGAAGGAACAAGAGAAUAAGGUACGAGAGGAAUCCCAGUUGAUGGAGUUUGUUCGAGUCCGACAGAACCUAAGAAAGAUUCACUCUGCGAUCCAGAACAAGGCUGCAAACACCUGAAGUGCUACAGAAGUAUGCGCCCAAAUUGUAAAAUAAACUCAAGUUUAAUCUGAGUUAAUUUAUCAACGAGGUGCAUACUGAAAGACAAUUACUGUAAAAUGAAUUUAAUAAAGUUUUUUAAAGAAAGGCAUAGAUUUUUGAAAUACUUAUGGAAACAGUAUUCUUUAUAGCUAUGUAAAGGAAUGCCAUCUGUCACUGUGUAAGUCAAAUAUUUAUUAAGUAUUAUUAAGUAUUUUUGCUUGAUAUGUUAGCUGUUAUUUAUCAAUAAUAUGUUGCAGAAAACCAGUAUGAUAUCCUUUGGCUUAUCAAAUUUGGUAACAUCAUUAUUGUGAAUGCAUGUCACAUUGCUAGAUGAAUGAAAUUACUGACAUUAUUUUUCGAUACAAAUGCUAGAGUGAAACAUUUAAAGAAUCUGACAGCAAUAGCUGGAAACUUAUGAACUCAUAUACAGUAUAUUUGGUUGACAUAUUGUUAAGAUAAUGUUUUGAAAGCAUAGCUUAGUUUUUUUAUCUUAGUGUAUAUCUAAAGUUAUUUUAUCUUUGUGUAUAUCUAAAGCUAAGCACAACACCAAUGCCCACAAUCUCACAGAGGACUUUAGAAACCUGCAGAAAAUGUGGCUUGAU